UUCAUUUUCCUUUUAAAAACUAGGGUGAUUAUCCUCAGAUUCAUUUUUUAUGUGGUUUUGAUAUUAUUCUGUUCUCUUAUUUUAUCUUCAUUAUUCCAGUGCGGCGCGCGGCUUCAGUAUGGCAAGUUUUUCAGUAGUCUCCUCUAAUUUUGCCAGAAGGCUAGAAGGCAAGGUGGCGUUAAUCACCGGCGGAGCAAGCGGAAUCGGCGAGAGCACUGCAAGACUAUUCUCAAAACAUGGAGCCAAAGUGGUAAUAGCUGACAUUCAAGACGAGCUAGGCUACUCUCUUUGCAAAGACUUGAAUCCAUCAUCACCAUCAUCAUCAUCAUCUUCAUCUGUUUCUUACGUCCACUGCGAUGUGAGGGACGAAAGCCACAUAGAAAAUGCAGUGGACACAACCGUUUCCAGGCACGGCAAGCUAGACAUCAUGUACAACAAUGCAGGCGUAACCGGCGUGUUCAAUCCAAACAUAAUGGAGAAUUCUAAAUCAAACUUUGAAGAGGUCAUUGGUGUGAACUUGACCGGCGUCUUCCUCGGGAUCAAGCACGCGGCGAGGGUCAUGGUCCCGGCUCGACGGGGCAGCAUUAUUGCCACCAGCAGCGUGUGCGGGCGCGUGGGUGGCAUGGCGUCCCACGCGUAUGCUUGUUCGAAACAUGCCGUCGUGGGGCUGGUGAAAAACACCGCUGUGGAGCUUGGACAGUUUGGUAUUCGUGUGAAUUGUGUUUCUCCGUACGCGGUCCCGACGCCGCUGACUAGAAGGAACCUUGGAUUUAAAGAUGAUGAGGAGUUUGGUGCGUUUUAUUCAAAUCUUAAAGGUGUUAUUCUUAAGGAUAAGGAUAUUGCUGAAGCUGCUCUUUAUUUAGGAAGUGAUGAGUCCAAGUAUGUUAGUGGGCAUGAUCUUGUUGUGGAUGGGGGAUUCAGUGUUUUGAAUUCUGGUUAUUGUGUGUUUGGACAAUCAUAGUUAUGCUUUUUGCUGUUUAACAGUUUUAUGUGGUGUGUGUUUGUUUCACACUUCAUCAAACAAUGUAUUUUCUAAUCUCUAAUAUUCUUAUAAUGGUGA
Molecule: messenger RNA, 1060 nt
Organism: Lotus japonicus
Lineage: Eukaryota; Viridiplantae; Streptophyta; Magnoliopsida; Fabales; Fabaceae
Product: borneol dehydrogenase, mitochondrial-like
Exons: 2
Coding region: 119-961 (280 amino acids)
Molecular function (GO): oxidoreductase activity
Source: RefSeq, a predicted model, not a curated record